AUGGUAGGCACGAUGAUAGAGAACUCGAGCUGCAAUGCAAGUACAAGCAGUAACAGCAGCAACAACAGUGGCUCGGCACCGAGGUCAGCCGCUAGUCUCAAACGCGCAGGCCCGAUGGCCGUGCCUGAGGCCGUAGCGUGGCUGGAUCAUCUCACGCUGGAGCUCACAACAAGCAGCAGCUGCGGCAAAACGCAGUACCAACUAAAUAUGCAGUACAGGCCCAGCCGGCAGAAACUCGCGUCCUGCGCGACGUGGACCGUGAGUCGAAGCUUUGACGAGUACAGAAGUUUUCAGAAACGACUUUUGAAGCGGUUGCAGCAUGGUCACUCUUGCAACGCUGAGUGCAAGUGGCUUUAUAAGGUCGCUAAGCACUACUUUCCUCACAAAUCUCUGUUCUCCAACAACUGCCCCAAGGUCGUGGCGACCAGGCAACAGACGCUCAUUCGUUGCCUUACCACUGUGCAGGCCUCACUUGUGAACAGAGGCAACCACAGCUGCCGCGUACUCGUACACGACGUGGCGGCCGAGUUCAACCGCUUUGUGGUCAAGGGAAUGAAAGACUUGGAGGCUAACGCCACGCUUGCCGACUCGUCUGAGCUCAGCGCCGUCACACGUGACUCGUUGGACUCGCUGGUUUCAGACGACGACAGCGAGUCGGAGGACGAAGAGGAAGAGGAAGAGCGCGAGUGCGACGCUUGCCAUAGCCGACAUGUGGUAUGUCGCACUCACAAUAACAUCAAACCAUAG
This is a messenger RNA of Peronospora farinosa, 747 nucleotides long. The record is from the annotation of a GenBank genome assembly. Lineage: Eukaryota; Oomycota; Peronosporomycetes; Peronosporales; Peronosporaceae.